GUUUACAGCUGAGUUGAUCUUCCAAAUCUCCGCUUCAGGCCGGAGGCCCUUUUGUUACCUGCCAUUCGAUCUCCUCACCUCCUCUCACCGAUCUAAUUAGCCUCUCCUGCGCCAUGGCAUGAGCCGGAUGCUGUCGUCUUCCUCCACCAGUCUCUACAUGACAAAAACGAGUUUCUGGCACUUGUUUUGAGCUCCUGUGGCAUUUUCAUCGCCCCUCACUGCCUCAUCUCUCUCUUGGGUUCCCUGUCUCUAGCUCUCUCUUUCUUGGAUUUGGAUGAAUGGAGACGGCGAUGGCCGUGGAGAAGCUGCUGGAGGUGGCGGAGUCGGAGGUGGUGAUCGAGUUCAAGCCCGGCACCAAGUGCCGGUCCACCCUACACCUCCGCUCCCUGCACCCGAGCUCCGCCGUCGCCUUCAAGGUGCAGACAUCCUCCCCUGCCAAGUUCCACGUCAACCCACCCGCCGGCGUACUCGCGCCGCACGCCUCCGCUGCCCUGCACGUCAUCCUCCGCCCCCAGCCACACCCGCCGACCGCCUUCCCCCGCUCCCCUUCCGAUCGAUUCCUCAUCAAGGCAUCUCUCUCUUCCGACCGCGGCGAUUCUGCCACUCCCUCCCACUCCCACGACGUGAAGCUCAAGGUCGCCUACGUGGGCCCAUUCCUUCUCCGCCACGCGGCCGCCCUCGGUGACGCAGCCGCCGUCCGCCACCUUCUGCGCCGCCAACCACACCUACUUCCUCUCCUGCCUCCCGAGGCGCCCGCGACGCCGGCGGCUGCGGCCACGCCUAAGGGCUGGACGGGUGUCCACGCGGCGGCGGCGGCCGGGGAGUGGGAGGAGCUGAGGCGGAUGCUAGAGGAAGAGGAGGAGGAGGCCGCAGUCGCCGAGGUGGUGGAGGCGAGGGACGCGGAGGGGCGGACGCCGGUGAUGGUGGCGGCCGGGAAAGGGCAUCUGAGGUGCGUGAGGGAGCUGGUGGAGAAGUGGGGGGCAGAGAAGGACGCGCGGAGCCGCGACGGGCGUACGGCGCUGUACCGCGCGGCGUCGAACGGUGACGCCGACACGGUGGCAGCGCUUCUGGAGAUGGGCGCCGACGCCGGCAUCGCCACCGCCCGAGGCCGCACACCGCUCGACGUGGCUCGGGACAAGGGACAUCAGGAGGUGGUGGAGCUACUGGAACGCGGGGAGAUGGUGUUGACGGCAUCGAGGAAAGGAGACCUGCGGCGGCUGGAGUGCCUGCUGAGGAAGCGCGUCGGCGUCCACAGUCGCGACCAGUACGGCCUGACGGCGCUCCACGCGGCGGCGAUCAAGGGACACCGCGACGCGGUGGCACUGCUGGCCGACUUCGGCAUGGACUUGGAGUGCCAAGACGUGGAGGGGCACACGCCGCUGCACCUGGCGGUGGAGGGCGGGUGCCUGGAGACCGUGGAGACGCUCAUCGACAUGGGCGCCAACGUCAACGCCAAGACCAACAGGGGAGCCACGCCGCUGGUCAUGGCGAGGUCCAUGGGCUACGAGGCCAUCGCGCAGCUGCUGGCGACGAGGGGAGCCGUGUCCUCCUCCUGCAUUGCCUCCUCCUCUUCCUCCUCAACUUCAUGAAAUUUAGAUUUCAAGUCUGGUGUGAUAUCACUUCCUCCUGUAGGUUUCGAUGCUCUCAUCUGGGGUUCAUGAGACGCUGCCUGCCAUGAAAGAAUUGUUUCGUAUCUCAGAUUCAGAGCGCAUUUUAUAGUCUCA
This is a messenger RNA of Musa acuminata AAA Group (dessert banana), 1724 nucleotides long. RefSeq names its product protein VAPYRIN-like. The transcript is spliced from 2 exons. Gene Ontology annotation, molecular function: protein binding. The coding region runs from base 279 to 1589 and encodes 436 amino acids. NCBI's taxonomy places the organism in Eukaryota, Viridiplantae, Streptophyta, Magnoliopsida, Zingiberales, Musaceae. The record is from RefSeq and is a predicted model, not a curated record.